Molecule: messenger RNA, 1545 nt
Organism: Pezoporus flaviventris
Lineage: Eukaryota; Metazoa; Chordata; Aves; Psittaciformes; Psittacidae
Gene: ANKRD34B
Product: ankyrin repeat domain 34B
Molecular function (GO): protein binding
Source: RefSeq, a predicted model, not a curated record
AUGACUGAACUGGUGGACUUGACAUUGGAGGGGAACUCUCUGAUAAGAGCUGUCUACCAAAGACGCCUCCGCCUCACCAGGCUGCUAUUAGAGGGUGGUGCCUACAUCAAUGAGAGCAACGACAGAGGAGAAACCCCGCUCACGAUUGCUUUUAGGAAAAAACCUGUGGAUAGCCAGAGUGUCAGCAAGGCAAGGAUGGUUAAAUACCUGCUGGAAAACAAGGCUGAUCCAAACAUACAGGAUAAGUCUGGGAAAACAGCCUUGAUGCAUGCUUGUUUGGAAAGAGCAGGCCCGGUGUCUCUGCUACUGAAAAGUGGGGCUGACCCCAGCCUGCAAGAUCGCUCCAACUGCUCUACACUUGUGUAUGCAAUAAACUCUGAAGACAAAGAGACCCUGAAAGUUCUUCUUAACACCUGCAGGGAGCAAGGAAAAGAAAUCAUCAUCACAAUGGACAAGUCCACAUCAGGAAGGCAGAAAACAAAGCAGUACCUAAACAUGCCUCCUGCACACCUUGAGGAAUGCUAUUCCCCAACUGUCUGCAUUUCCCCAUCAGAAAUAGAACUGAAAACUUUCCGGUCCUUGCUUUCAAGCUCAGAUAAAACUGAAAAGGCAUUCUUCAGCUUUAAAGAGCUGGAUCAUCCACGAAGUGUGGAUAACUCAUCUCAGAUAGUUUCACUGAUGAGAAAAUCCAGCUUGACAAAAGCCAGGUCCAAACUCUCACAAAUGCAGCGGCUACAGUCUGAGCCUUGGAUAAAGAGCUCUCUGUUACUGUUCCACCAGAAUAAAAUCACCUCUUCACUUCAGGAUAUUACUCCACAAGAAGAGCUCUCUUCUAAAACCACUGGCCUUGCCCCAUCAAACAGAUUCAUCACCAGGCCCCAAAGUAUUGACAUAAAAGACACUUCUCAUUUACUGAAAACCUUUGAACAUGGUGGAUCAAGGAAAUUACUGUAUGACAAGAUAAACUCUCAGAUUCCUUGUGUGGAAGAGAAAUAUAACCCCAGUGGGAUUCCUGUGGGUAAGGAUGCCAGUCUGGGACAAAUCAGCUUUACUUCAAACCCUAACAGUGUUAUCCAGAAAAGAAACUUGGGAGCAAAUCACUACAGCUCUGAUUCUCAGUUAACUCAGUUAACUCAGCCUUCUACUGCAGAAGACAGUAAGUCAGUGAUAGGAAAGAAAAAGAUCCUUUCUCCCUCUCACUCUUUGUUACAAAAUCCCAGAGAAGUACUGCAGAACAUGCGUCCUGUUACUCUGACAAGGAAAAACCAAGCUUCUCUAGAAAAGCAGGAAUCAGGAGCCUUACUGUUGGGUCACAUUGCUCAGAUAACCAGUUUUCUUCCACCACUGAAUGUGAGUCCUCACCCCCCAGUUCCAGAUAUUACUUUCAUAAACAGUGUUUCUGGGAUGAUUUCUUGUGGAGAAAAGCAUUUAGUUCUAGCAGCACCUCCUUUUUAGGAGACCAAGAACAUAAAAAUACUCCAAAGGAGGCAGUCACUACAGACUGAGCAGAUCAAGCAAUUAGUGAAUUAUGAACAAAGGGAUUAA